UUGAUGCGCCACAAAACUUUUUACGGUUGGCCAGUUAUCGGGGAAAUGAGAAAUAAAGAAAAACAAAAAAAAAAUUAAUUAGAAAACAAAUUAGAAGGAAGAUUCUUGAGAAUGUCAAGGAAGAAAAAUCGGAAAAUUAUAAAGAGCUUUUGGGUUUUAUUAAAAAGGUCGCCGCGGCAUGAAAUUGAUAGAAAGUGACAAAUUGUUUUUAUGAAUUAUGCAUUUAUUUAAUAAUUUAUUGAGCUAAUUAGGUAGAUAAAUAAUUUAGUUAGUUUAUUGUUGUUGGGAAGGGAAAAAUUUUUGUUUUGGAUAACUUCGAGUACUAACAAACAGAGGUGGGUCAGAAUUCCGAGUUCCGACUUUUGAGCUAGUUCCGAUUUCCGGCUCUUCCGAUUUCCGACACCUCUGACUGUUCUGACCCACUUCUGCUAACAAAUAGGAACGACGUCUUUAACAGCCACCUUCUUUGAAAUUGUACGAGAAAGAGCCGUGGGAUUUUAUAGAGUGAACCUUCACCAAUUGACCAUAUAAGGAGGAGCUAUCCAAGAUUCUUGGUAUUGAGACCCGACUCAAGACUUUUUGGGGGUUUUUCAGUUCCGACACCUCUGACUGUUCCGACCCACCUUUGCUGCCAAAUAGGGACAAAGUCAAAUCUUGGUCUAGAGUCUUGGAAAAUUUCAGGUCUUGGACAGCUCUAAAGGAAUUUGUAAACAAAGAGGACAUGAGCAGGAACUUCAAAGGAAAUUUAAAAUUUGAAAGAAUCUCCAUCUAUUUGUUUUUUAGGUGUUCAACGGCUCUCGAAGAAGUACUCGAAAAAAGAAGAACGUUAAAUUUUUCUUUUAAAAUAAGGAGUGCUAAGAGAAGGUUUAUUGCCAAAUCUGAAAGCAAUGAAUGCUUUUAAAGGGCAAAAGCAAGAAAAGGUGCUUAUAUGUAAAGCUUAUUUGGGCAUAAAUGUUCCAUCGAUUGUUUGUUUUCUCGCCAUGCUUUUCCUUUUAAGGAAAGAGAGACAGCUGGCCAAAAGACGAAGUACAUGGAUACGAGGCGGGGUGAAGGGGGGAGGGGAUGUGGUGGAUACGAGGCGGGUGGUUGUGAAGGGGUGGUGAUUCCACUUUAUUUAUGUGGCACUUGUUUCAUUCUUGACCUUUCUCUCUUAUUUUCUAAAGUGAGGUUUAGGAGUCGGUUACAUAGCUAC
Molecule: messenger RNA, 1192 nt
Organism: Meloidogyne enterolobii
Lineage: Eukaryota; Metazoa; Nematoda; Chromadorea; Rhabditida; Meloidogynidae
Source: the annotation of a GenBank genome assembly